UCCUCAGGGACAAGGAGCACCCUCGCAUCUCUCACCAAGAUGUCCUGCUACGACGUGUGCACCCCCAAAACCAGCGUGGCUGUGCCCCAGCCCAUCGCUGAGAGCUGCAACGAGCUGUGUGCCCGCCAGUGCCCCGACUCCUCGGCCUUGAUCCAGCCGCCCCCCGUGGUGGUCACCUUCCCCGGCCCCAUCCUCACCUCCUUCCCCCAGCAAGCCGUGGUGGGCUCCUCCGGAGCACCGGCCUUUGGCGGCUCCCUGGGGCUGGGCGGCCUCUACGGCGCCGGCGCCACCCAGGCCUCGGCUGGCCUCUGCACCUUUGGCAGAGCCUGCGCUGCUCCCGCCUACAGCCCUUGCGCCCUGCCCCGCUACAGCAAGAAGCUCUGGGACACCUGCGGGCCCUGCUAGAGCCACCACAGCCCAGCCCAAACGCGUGCGGCCGCCUCAGCCCAGCAUGGAGAAGUUGAGCUCUGCACAAGCUGCCCUGGCC
Molecule: messenger RNA, 487 nt
Organism: Oenanthe melanoleuca
Lineage: Eukaryota; Metazoa; Chordata; Aves; Passeriformes; Muscicapidae
Product: scale keratin-like
Exons: 2
Coding region: 40-405 (121 amino acids)
Cellular component (GO): intermediate filament
Molecular function (GO): structural constituent of cytoskeleton
Source: RefSeq, a predicted model, not a curated record